AUGGCUCCGACAACAACACCAACACCUCGCUCUCCCCUCCUAGAUAUCCUCCCGCCAGAACUCCGGCUACAAAUCUACGAACACCUUCUCGUCGCCUGCACGCCACUCAAAGGCCCAACCGCGCGUCUCGACAAAAAAUACAAUCUGCACACGGCCAUCUUGCGCGUAAACAAGCAAAUCUACACCGAAGCCCACUCCAUUUUUCUCGGGAAGAACACUUUCUACAUCACCUCCGUAGUACCGCUCCACACCCAGAUGACCAGAAGUGGAGGAAGCGAAAGAGGAGCUAGAUGCGGAAAAGAAGAUGGUUCAGGCGCCUUCGAACCACCACUUCAGCUGAAAGAUUUACCGCUCGUGAGGCAUCUGGAGGUGGAUUUGUUGUACUGUCCACUACCAGCAUCACCACCGAGGACGAUGAUAAAGAGACCGCCCAUGAGCUGUGCUACUGCUGCUGCUAUGGAGAAGUCAGUCAAGGUACUCGCAUGCGUGGGCGCAGAGCGCUAUGUAACCAGCUUAUCGCAUAUGCUGCGAGCGGUGACGGGAACGCUGUUGACGCUGAAGCUGUGCGCGGAUACAAGGCGUUAUGCUGCUGCUACGUCUACAUGUUUUACUGAUAACAAAUUGAAUGGGUUGGAUGAUGGACUGGUAGUAGAUUCAGAUUCCGACUCUGACUCCGACUCGGACCUUGAGCCUCAAGAAUCAGACGCAGACGAAGAAGAUGACUCGCCGCUCUCCAUCCAAACCCUCCUCACCGGCUUCCACGCCGCAGACACACACCUACGCUUCAAAUCUGCACUGGCAAAUCUCCCGCUCGAAACUAUCCCGUUACAUUUCUCUUUCCCUGAAUCGUAUUUUGACUUUGUGGUCGAUAGGGCGGUUUUGCUGCAGAGUAGUUUGGUGUUUCUCGUCGGGCAGGUGUUGUUUGCUAGGAGCGAGGUGAGACUUAGAGCGUUGAUGGAGGAUAUUAGCCAUGAUGGCGAGGAUGGAGUUGUUAGUGAAGACAGUGGGGAUGGUAGAGAGGAAAAAGAGCAUGUUCAAAGUAUCGAUUUAGCGGGGAUUAUUGCCAUUACAUGGUCUGGGAGAGUUGUGUUAGGGAAAGAGGGUGUGGGGGCGAGGGUUAUGUGCUAG
Molecule: messenger RNA, 1128 nt
Organism: Cucurbitaria berberidis CBS 394.84
Lineage: Eukaryota; Fungi; Ascomycota; Dothideomycetes; Pleosporales; Cucurbitariaceae
Exons: 1
Coding region: 1-1128 (375 amino acids)
Source: RefSeq, a predicted model, not a curated record